This is a messenger RNA of Pteropus alecto (black flying fox), 4204 nucleotides long. RefSeq names its product zinc finger and BTB domain containing 5 (gene ZBTB5). The transcript is spliced from 4 exons. NCBI's taxonomy places the organism in Eukaryota, Metazoa, Chordata, Mammalia, Chiroptera, Pteropodidae. Bases 383 to 2413 code for a protein of 676 amino acids. The record is from RefSeq and is a predicted model, not a curated record. Gene Ontology annotation, biological process: regulation of transcription by RNA polymerase II. Gene Ontology annotation, cellular component: nucleus. Gene Ontology annotation, molecular function: RNA polymerase II cis-regulatory region sequence-specific DNA binding; protein binding; DNA-binding transcription factor activity, RNA polymerase II-specific.
UCUCAUCACGGAGACGCCAGUCUGGACGUUCCCGCCUCCUCCGACACUGUCGGGUCGGAUCGGAGAAGGGUCACUGCCUCCUCCAGGGAGAAGGGGGGCGGAGCCCGGCUCAGGUUUUCCAUAAGCUAAAAGAGUAGAGAUGAAGGAAAGAGAUCAGCUGGGGAGAGAAGAAAGAAUUUUAGAAGUCCCUAAACGGGGUGAAGGCCUCCCAUUAUUGCUUUAACCCCCUCUGGAAAUCCCAGCAAACUUGGGAAGACUGGCCCAGCUACCGCAGCCAGCUUGAUGACCUGCCAGAUAGCACUCUGCUGGUGGGCCACCUCCCUGACAGAUCACCUCCCUGACAGGCUUGGGCAGACCAAGAUUUUCCCCUUAUGACAGGAUCAUGGAUUUUCCUGGACACUUUGAACAGAUCUUCCAGCAACUGAACUACCAAAGACUUCAUGGCCAGCUCUGUGAUUGCGUCAUCGUAGUGGGGAAUAGACAUUUUAAAGCCCACCGCUCCGUACUGGCAGCCUGCAGCACGCAUUUCCGAGCCCUGUUCUCAGUGGCAGAGGGAGAUCAGACCAUGAACAUGAUCCAGCUGGAUAGUGAGGUAGUGACAGCGGAGGCCUUUGCCGCACUGAUUGACAUGAUGUAUACCUCCACCCUCAUGCUGGGAGAGAGCAAUGUUAUGGAUGUCUUAUUGGCAGCCUCUCACCUGCAUUUGAACUCUGUUGUUAAGGCAUGCAAACAUUACCUAACAACAAGGACACUGCCCAUGUCUCCCCCCAGUGAGCGUGUUCAGGAGCAGAGUGCUCGCAUGCAGCGCUUCUUUAUGUUGCAGCAGCUGGGACUAAGCAUCGUGAGCUCAGCCCUCAAUUCCAACCAGGGUGGUGAGGAGCAGCCGGCCCCCAUGAGCUCAUCAAUGCGCAGUAACCUGGACCAGCGGACACCCUUCCCCAUGAGGCGCCUUCAUAAGCGCAAGCAGUCUGCAGAGGAGCGAGCCAGGCAGCGCCUCCGACCGGCCAUGGAUGAGUCUGCCAUUUCCAACGUUACUCCAGAGAAUGGGCCAUCAGGGGUUCAUUCUCGGGAGGAGUUCUUCUCACCAGAUUCUCUGAAAAUUGUGGAUAACCCUAAGGCCGACGGAAUGACUGACAACCAGGAAGACAGUACCAUCAUGUUUGACCAGUCUUUUGGUGCUCAAGAAGAUGCCCAGGUGCCCAGCCAGUCUGACAACAGUGCCGGCAACAUGGCACAGUUGUCCAUGGCCUCUCGUGCAACUCAGGUUGAAAGUAGUUUUGAGCAGGAAGGUGCAACUGAGAAAAGUGGUUUUCAGUGUGAAAAUGCCGAGGUUGGCCUUGGUGAGAAGGAGCACAUGAGAGUGGUGGUUAAAUCUGAGCCCCUGAGCUCUCCUGAGCCUCAGGAUGAAGUGAGCGAUGUCACCUCACAAGCAGAAGGCAGCGAAUCUGUAGAAGUGGAAGGAGUUGUGGUCAGUGCUGAGAAGAUAGACCUCAGCCCUGAAAGCAGCGAUCGGAGUUUUUCAGAUCCUCAGUCUAGCACUGACAGGGUAGGUGACAUCCAUAUUUUGGAAGUCACAAAUAACUUGGAUCAUAAGUCCACUUUUAGCAUUUCAAAUUUUCUUAACAAAAGCAGAGGAAGUAACUUCAGUGCAAAUCAGAACAAUGACGAUAAUAUCCCAAAUACCACUAGUGACUGCAGGCUGGAGUGCGAGGCCCCUUAUUUGUUGAGUCCAGAGGCUGGGCCUGCAGGCGGGCCCUCCUCGGCCCCCGGCUCUCACGUGGAGAACCCAUUCAGUGAGCCUGCAGAUUCCCACUUUGUUAGGCCUAUGCAGGAAGCGAUGGGCCUGCCGUGCGUGCAGACUUCAGGCUAUCAAGGAGAACAGUUUGGGAUGGAUUUUUCCAGAUCUGGUUUGGGCCUUCACUCCUCCUUCUCCAGGGUAAUGAUGGGCUCCUCAAGAGGAAAGGCCAGUAACUUUCCAUACUACCGCCGCAUAGCUCCCAAAAUGCCAAUUGUAACUUCCGUCAGGAGCUCACAGAUCCCAGAAAACUCUGCCAGUUCCCAGCUAAUAAUGAAUGGGGCCACGUCCUCAUUUGAAAACGGCCAUCCCUCCCAGCCUGGCCCUCCGCAGUUGACCAGGGCAUCUGCUGAUGUCCUGUCAAAGUGCAAGAAGGCCUUAUCAGAGCACAAUGUCUUGGUUGUAGAGGGAGCUCGCAAGUACGCCUGCAAAAUCUGCUGCAAGACUUUCCUGACCUUGACAGAUUGCAAGAAGCACAUCCGUGUUCACACAGGUGAAAAACCCUACGCCUGCCUCAAGUGUGGCAAGAGGUUCAGUCAGUCCAGCCACCUGUAUAAACAUUCGAAGACUACCUGCCUACGCUGGCAGAGCAGCAGUCUUCCCAGCACUUUGCUCUAACCCUGACCUUUUGAGAUAAUGUCGAUGCCAGUUGUAGGAACGAAACUAAAAUCUCUUUUGGUCGGGAGCUAAUGCCCUUGGGUUUGAGGCUUCCGGCUGCCCAAUGGCUCUUGCAAAUUUCGAUGACUAAUAAGUGGAGAACUAAUAUGUGUAGCACUUGCGCUGCUGCAUUUCUAAGUGAAAUGUAUGCUGUCAGAGAGGGAUGCAAUCCCCCAAACCAACUUCUUCCUUAGGAUUGAGUAACGCAGCCAGAAAGUAGUUUGUAAUUGAUGUUAAAAGUGGCACAUGUAAAAAUUAAAAAUUGAAGUGCAAGAAAAAUUUUUUUUAGCAAUUUUUAUAAAACUCUGAAGCAUUUAAUUAAAUUUCCUAUACCCCCAAUGGGAAUAUUAUGUAACUGUACAGUGAUGCAAAACACACUUAUGUGUAACCAGUGGCGACUUUGUGCCCGUCUAAAAGGCCCUUGAGGACGUGCCUGUCUGCCACAAAUGCUUUAAAGUCUAUCAGGAGCUAGUCCUAGGCCUCAGAAAGUACUGUAUUUUUUAUUUUUGUCUGACUUGCAGUCACAGACACUGCACUUUGAUGGUGCUGACACUGGGUCCGGAGCAAGCAUUCUCUGGACUGUUAGGUGUAUAUACUUUUGAAAACAUCACUGUCGGAUAGAUGUUUUUAACAAAAUUUUCCUGGUUUUAAAAACAAAGUUGUAAAUGGAGUAUGUACUUGUAGGGAGUGACAACAAGUAAGGUAUUGUUUCUGUGCUGUUUUAGCAGUAUUUUAACCAGCUUGUAUACAUAUGUUACAGUUCCAUGUUUGGAAGUCAGAAAAGAGCUAGCGUUUGUCUUUGUUCUGAUGACGUGGAGUCCUGUCUUGUGGGAUCUUUCAUAGCGCAUUUACCCUUUGCUCCAUCCAGACUUUGGGGGCCAGUCCAGCCUGACACUCUUACCCAAUGACAAGCCCGUUCUCUGCUUUGCUUCUUCAUACUCUCACACCCUGUAUGGCAUCAUUCCAAGGCCUAGGUUGGUGUUUUCAGUUACAGACUAACCAAAAAUAAGGUCAACCCUCUUCACCAUGGGUGUUAUUACUGUUACAUAGUUUAAAAUGUAGAACCUGAACUUUUGUUGUUGCCCCAGCCCAAUACUGAAUGUUUGAAAUCCAAACGUAGCAUUGUUCGUGGGUAAAUAUUUUCCAGAUUCUGUAAGAGGGUUGGGGAGCUCACAGUACAGAAGUUACUAAGUAACAUCUGAGACUGUUGGAAGAGACAUUUGGGUCACUGCCCAGGGCCUCUUUGGGUCCCACCGCCUCACUUCCCCAGCCCACCUUGCGGUCUUCUGAUUCUCUGCCAUCAGGGCUGUUGGUGACACCUGGGAAACAGCACAGGUUAUGUGUCUCUGUAGAGCCCGUGAAGUCAGUACAAUUCAUGCAUGAACAUGAGUUCAUUUUUUAUACCGCUUUUUUAGACACCAACUAUUGUGCGUAAUUGAGAGCAAUCCUUCAGUUCUUAUGUUUAGAAAGCUAAGUAUGUGUAGCCUGAAAGAAAAAUCAGCGUGUUUUCUCCUCUGAAUCUAGUGUGUGCAGUUACACAUCUGUCUGUGGAUAAACUCAAAACGUUCAUAGUCGGGCUUAGCAUCUUCUUUGAACAGAUUCCCAGGGAGGAAAGGAAACCUCUGGAAUUCCUCUCCUUUCCAGCAAAUUUGGGAAAGAGACUGGAAGACAUGGGGUCACUUGUGAAAUUCAGUUGUAUGUGUGGCUAAUUGUUAGCAGCUGUUUUCUGACAAUGGGAGGAGGCUCUGCAUC